GCCCGAUUCAAACCGGCCGCCCGCGCGGUGCGGCCAAUCGCCGCACGGCGCAGCGGUGGUUUGCAUCGCGUGUCCGCCAAUCGUCCGUGAUGUUGUACGCGAGGUUCGUCGCGACAUCGUGUCGUGCCAUCGGAACACGGUCGUUCGCGUUUCCUGGAUCGCAUGGAACGUCUAGACGCACGGUGGGCGACCGCGCUCUCAACCGCGGUCAGGUAUCGCGCGAGGACCUGCGCGAGAAUUACCUGAGAAUACUCGAGAAGUGCAAGUCGAAGAAAUUGCCGCAAGAUGUGAAUCCCAAAGGCGUGUUUGCCUGCAACGAGCUCGAUUUGAAAGAGGUCCAGGUCUAUGGAUUCGAUUACGAUUACACGCUGGCGUGUUACAAGCCAUCUAUGGACUACUUACUUUACAGCCUGGGUCGCGAUAUGCUUAUUAAAAAAUAUAAGUAUCCAGAGGGGAUUGCCAAUCUAGAGUACAGAGAAAAUUUCGCCGUUCGCGGCCUCCAUUACGACAUCGAGAAAGGUCUCCUGUUGAAACUCGACAGCUUCUUGCAAAUUCAAUUGGGGGCCGUUUAUCGUGGCUUGCAUCCCGUACCCGAUGAAGAGGUUCUUCGAAUCUACAAGAACAGGAUAAUACCAAUAGCUUAUGUGGAGGCACCUCACAAACACUCUUACGAUGCUGUACAUCGCUCGAAAAUGGUGCAAUUAGCCGAUUUGUUUUCGGUACCAGAAAUAUGUCUAUUAUGUAAUGUCACGGAGUAUUUUCUACAAAAUCACAUUGAUUAUCAUCCGGAGAUACUGUUCAGAGACGUUAAGAACUCUGUGCAAAGUUGCCAUCCUAUAAUGCAUCGACUAGUAGUGGAAAAUGUGUCUGAAUACUUGGAACAGAAUAAAGAUUUAAGGAGAUUUUUCGAUCGACUUCGAAAUGCCGGCAAAAAGACGUUUCUGGUCACAAACAGUCCUUUUCAUUUCGUUAACAACGGAAUGCAAUUUCUGGUUGGCGAAAAUUGGAAGAAUUACUUCGACGUAGUAAUUGUUCAAGCGAGAAAACCAAAAUUUUUCACUGAAGAAACGCGCCCUUUGAGAAUCUACGAUGAAGUUAAACAGACGCAACUGUGGGAUAGAGUCACUAAACUCAACAAGGGUAUCAUAUAUCUUGAGGGAACAGUUAAACAGUUGCAAGAUAUGACCGGAUGGCAAGGACAUCAAGUAUUGUACUUUGGUGAUCAUCCAUACAGCGACCUGGCAGACGUGACUUUAGAACAUGGCUGGCGAACGGGAGCAAUUAUAAAAGAAUUGACGCACGAAAUCGAAACCUUGAAUGAUCCGAAAUUCAAAGAAAACGCGAACUGGCUCCAAAUGUUAACCGGUCUAAUUGAGGAACAUCAGGAUUAUGAAGGACCUGAAGUACAAAAUGAAUUGGACGAAUGGAUGAGGGAACGAGAUCAAUUAAGAAACGAGAUUAAAUCUGUCUUCAACGAACAAUUCGGCUCGGUGUUCAGAACAUAUCAUAAUCCGACUUAUUUCUCUAGAAGACUGUUUAGAUUCGCUGAUAUCUAUAUGAGCUCGAUUACAAACCUAUUAGAAUACUCCACAAGUCAUACGUUUUAUCCUAGGAGAGGUGUAAUGCCUCACGAGUAUACUAGUUAUUUCGUAUAAAAUGUUUUUAAAAAUAUUUAUUGUUCUUAUAUAUUUUAGAGCGUAUAUAUUUUAUAGAGAAUAGUUUCGAUGAGAAAAGCUAUGUAUUCGACGUCAUAAUAUAAAGCCUUCAUAACAGAGAAUUACCAGUUCCGCUCACAAUACUUCCGCCUUAUUAUUAGAUAUGCAUGCAUAAUUUACAUGUAUAUGCAAUGUGAAUCUAUAUCGAUCACCAUUAAUGCGCUUUUACAGCCGCGUAGUUACAGGUAAUCUGCAUCGAAAUGUAAUGUAUGUAAACAUGAUAAAACGGACGGGCGUAGAGAUUACGAAGGCUGUUACGUUAUUAUUAUUAUUAUUAUUACCAUGACAAUAGCUGUAUUAUAUAAAAUGAAGUUGUAAGGAGUAAAUGUACAGAAUAGAGGAAAAGUCGAGUAAUUAUACACAAAGUAUUAUUGAGCUACGAAACUUAUAACACAUUUUAAGAUUUAAUAAUUAAAGUUUAUUUUUCGUAAAUGAUAUAAGAAAAAGAGAUAAUGUGCUUUUGCGUAAUUAGAACGAGAUAU
Trachymyrmex septentrionalis is the source of this 2197-nucleotide messenger RNA. It is a transcript of the gene Nt5c, whose product is annotated as 5'-nucleotidase domain-containing protein 3. Gene Ontology annotation, molecular function: 5'-nucleotidase activity. NCBI's taxonomy places the organism in Eukaryota, Metazoa, Arthropoda, Insecta, Hymenoptera, Formicidae. The record is from RefSeq and is a predicted model, not a curated record. The transcript has 8 exons. The coding region runs from base 90 to 1655 and encodes 521 amino acids.